Alternaria metachromatica is the source of this 414-nucleotide messenger RNA. RefSeq lists its product as uncharacterized. The coding region runs from base 1 to 414 and encodes 137 amino acids. Gene Ontology annotation, molecular function: methyltransferase activity. The transcript is spliced from 4 exons. Lineage: Eukaryota; Fungi; Ascomycota; Dothideomycetes; Pleosporales; Pleosporaceae. The record is from RefSeq and is a predicted model, not a curated record.
AUGGCUGUACUCGGAACGGACCUCAGUCCCACGCAACCCUCCAUGGUCCCGCCAAACGUCCGCUUCGAAAUCGACGACUUCACCGAGCCAUGGCUCUACAAGAAAGACCACUUCGACUUCAUCCACAUACGAUCCCUCUUCGGCUGCGUAGCCGACUGGCCCGCCUUCUACAAAGAGUGCUAUGACCAUCUCCAACCCGGCGGCUACAUCGAACAACUCGAAUUCUCCGUCGUCCCCAAAUCCGACGACGGCACCGUAACCCCCGGCUCCAUCUACGACCGCUGGGGCAAGCUCUCCCUCGAACUCGGCGACCGCUUCGGAAAGUCGCUGCGCACCGCCGACGAACAGCGCGCGGGGAUAGAAGCCGCGGGCUUUAUAAACGUCGUGGAGCAUCGCUGGAAGUUGCCUGAUUAA